This is a messenger RNA of Megalops cyprinoides (Indo-Pacific tarpon), 1402 nucleotides long. It is a transcript of the gene tefa, whose product is annotated as TEF transcription factor, PAR bZIP family member a. Gene Ontology annotation, molecular function: RNA polymerase II cis-regulatory region sequence-specific DNA binding; DNA-binding transcription factor activity, RNA polymerase II-specific. Lineage: Eukaryota; Metazoa; Chordata; Actinopteri; Elopiformes; Megalopidae. Bases 344 to 1333 code for a protein of 329 amino acids. Gene Ontology annotation, biological process: regulation of transcription by RNA polymerase II. The record is from RefSeq and is a predicted model, not a curated record. Gene Ontology annotation, cellular component: nucleus. The transcript is spliced from 5 exons.
CUCGCUGCCGUUUACGUUUUGUAACACUGAAUGUUAAUAUUCAUUGCAGAAGCAAACACGAAAUACCUGCAUUGGUCGAGCGUUGCGUUUUUUAGAGAGAGAGGUGCGGUUUCUCAUGAAUAACCCAAUUGCAUUCGGCAACAAUCCGGGGAAUUGGGUCAGACGCAUGAGAGUGGCUGUGCGUAGUUGAUAUUGGGGCAAGGCGAAGUUAAGCAGAAAAGGAAACACAAAUAGCCUAGCUACAGACGGAGAUAACGAGGCUGCGAAGUGGAUCGUAUUUAUUUCACACAGGACACAGGAAGAAUCUUACUUUCUGCUAAGCUAGCAACUGUCCAAACAAAAGAUGCCCGGAGAGUCGACGGUCACGGUAAUCGUGGACUCUGGUCCACCGAGUUCAUUUCCCGUUGUAUUGAAGAAGAUCAUGGAAAACCCCCCACCGAAUAUACUCGAAGAGGACAACGACGGGAAAGACAAAGAUAAGCUGAGCGAGACUGAUGAUGGAGAUUGUGGCGGAGGGGGCAGCGGUGGGUUGGGGCCGUCUGCCGCCCUGACCCCUGCUAUUUGGGACAAGACCAUCCCGUACGACGGUGAGACGUUCCACCUGGAGUACAUGGACCUGGAUGAGUUUCUGCUGGAGAACGGCAUCCCGGCGUCCUUAGAGGAGGAGCUACAGAAGAGCCUGAGUAAGGAUGGCACCCAGGGGGCAACAGAACAGGCUAUGCCCGCCCAGGAGAAACCCGCCACCCUGGCACCUCCCAUUGGCAGCCUCAUGCCCAUCAUGGCACUCGACCAGGACGAGGAGGCGGAGCUGGUGACCAUCACCGUGUCCGACUCGGGCAGUGACGACACAGCUCCAAAGAGUGCAGAGGACGGCACAGAGCAGGACCGUGCCACUCCCUCCCCGAUCGAUCCGGACGACAUCGAGGUGGAGAUCAACUUCCAGCCGGACCCCACGGACCUCGUGCUUUCCAGCGUGCCGGGGGGGGAGCUGUUCGACCCGCGCAAACACCGCUUCACCGAGGAGGAGCUCAAACCCCAGCCCAUGAUCAAGAAGGCUAAGAAGGUGUUUGUGCCUGAGGACCAGAAGGAUGAAAAGUACUGGCAGAGGAGGAAGAAGAACAAUGUGGCGGCCAAGCGCUCGCGUGACGCCCGUCGGCUCAAGGAGAACCAGAUCACAGUGCGGGCCGCUUUCCUGGAGCGAGAGAACGUGGCGCUGCGGCAGGAGGUGGCCGAACUGCGGAAGGACUUCGGCCGCUGCAAGAAUGUGCUGACCCGCUACGAGGCCAAAUUCGGACCACUAGCUCCAGUGCAGGCAGAGGUGGAGGACCUGUAAGCGUUUAUUGAUUUAUUGAUUUAUUUGUGGCGGAGGUGAAAUAAAUGAAUAAAUAAAUAAAUGAGUGGA